Molecule: messenger RNA, 318 nt
Organism: Pisolithus orientalis
Lineage: Eukaryota; Fungi; Basidiomycota; Agaricomycetes; Boletales; Pisolithaceae
Exons: 1
Coding region: 1-318 (105 amino acids)
Source: RefSeq, a predicted model, not a curated record
AUGGGGAUGGAAACUUAUGUUGCCUAUGUUUAUGUCAGGUCCCAUCUGGAUGAGUACAUCUGCACAGUCACUGUGGAGGCCCCCCCUAUCAUACAUGCCACUCACUGUCAGGAUCAUAAGGGGUGUGAAGAAGACUGGGGUGCAGUGUGGUGGAAUGGCAUGGGGCAACUCCUCCUCAAUGGAAGGAGCCCAUACAGUUUUGACGAUGCUAUCAAUCUCUUCAAGAAAUUGCAGUUUGGCUGCAUCAGCAAAGAUUGCAAGAGGUAUAUGUUUUCGAAUAUAAUGCAUGUAAAUAAACCACUCGCCCACUCCCACUGA